UUUCUCUGCAGGUGGAUAUCGUUCCCAGCCAAGGGGAGAUCAGCGUUGGAGAGUCCAAAUUCUUCUUGUGCCAAGUGGCAGGAGAUGCCAAAGACAAGGAUAUCUCCUGGUUCUCCCCCAAUGGAGAGAAGCUCAGCCCAAACCAGCAGCGGAUCUCGGUGGUGUGGAAUGACGACUCCUCUUCCACCCUCACCAUCUACAACGCCAACAUCGAUGACGCAGGCAUCUACAAGUGUGUGGUCACGGGCGAAGAUGGCAGCGAGUCUGAGGCCACUGUCAACGUGAAGAUCUUCCAGAAGCUCAUGUUCAAGAACGCACCAACCCCACAGGAGUUCAGAGAGGGAGAGGAUGCCGUGAUCGUGUGUGACGUGGUCAGCUCUCUACCCCCAACCAUCAUCUGGAAACACAAAGGCCGAGAUGUCAUCCUGAAGAAAGAUGUCCGAUUCAUAGUCCUGUCCAACAACUACCUGCAGAUCCGGGGUAUCAAGAAAACGGAUGAGGGCACUUAUCGCUGUGAGGGCAGGAUCCUGGCACGGGGGGAGAUCAACUUCAAGGACAUUCAGGUUAUUGUGAAUGUGCCACCCACUGUCCAUGCCAGGCAGAGCAUUGUGAAUGCCACCGCCAAUCUGGGCCAAUCGGUCACCCUGGGGUGUGAUGCAGACGGCUUCCCAGAACCCACGAUGAGCUGGACAAAGGAUGGGGAACUGAUAGAGAAUGAGGAGGACGAAGAGAAGUACAUCUUCAGUGACGACAGUACCGAGCUGACCAUCAGGAAGGUGGAUAAGAAUGAUGAGGCUGAGUAUGUCUGCAUUGCUGAAAACAAGGCUGGCGAACAGGAUGCAUCCAUCCACCUCAAAGUCUUUGCAAAACCCAAAAUCACAUAUGUAGAGAACCAGACUGCCAUGGAACUGGAGGAGCAGGUGACUCUCACCUGUGAAGCCUCCGGAGACCCCAUUCCCUCCAUCACCUGGAGGACUUCCACCCGAAACAUCAGCAGCGAAGAAAAGACUCUGGACGGGCACAUGGUGGUGCGUAGCCACGCCCGCGUGUCAUCCCUGACCCUGAAGAGCAUCCAGUACACGGACGCCGGCGAGUACAUCUGCACGGCCAGCAAUACCAUCGGCCAGGACUCGCAGUCCAUGUACCUCGAAGUGCAAUAUGCCCCCAAGCUACAGGGUCCUGUGGCAGUGUACACAUGGGAGGGGAAUCAGGUGAACAUCACCUGCGAGGUCUUUGCUUACCCCAGUGCUACGAUCUCCUGGUUCCGAGACGGUCAGUUACUGCCGAGCUCCAACUAUAGCAAUAUCAAGAUCUACAACACCCCCUCAGCCAGCUAUCUGGAGGUGACCCCAGACUCUGAAAAUGAUUUUGGAAACUACAACUGUACUGCAGUGAACCGCAUUGGACAGGAAUCCUUAGAAUUCAUCCUUGUUCAAGCAGACACCCCAUCUUCACCCUCCAUCGAUGGAGUGGAACCAUACUCCAGUACAGCACAGGUGCAGUUUGAUGAGCCAGAGGCCACAGGUGGAGUCCCCAUCCUCAAAUACAAGGCUGAGUGGAGAGCGCUGGGUGAAGAAGUGUGGCACUUCAAGUGGUACGAUGCCAAGGAAGCCAACAUGGAGGGUGUUGUCACCAUCGUGGGCCUGAAGCCUGAGACAUCCUACGCUGUGCGAUUGGCAGCCCUCAACGGCAAGGGGCUGGGUGAGAUCAGCGCAGCCUCUGAGUUCAAGACACAGCCAGUCCAUAGCCCUCCUUCACUGGCUCCUGCUGGCUCUUCUACCUUUGUUCCAUUGUCUUCGCCAGCUAAAGGGGAACCCAGUGCACCAAAGCUCGAAGGGCAGAUGGGCGAGGACGGGAACUCCAUAAAGGUGAACCUGAUCAAGCAGGACGAUGGUGGCUCUCCCAUCAGGCACUACCUCGUCAAGUACCGAGCGCUCUCCUCCGAAUGGAAACCAGAGAUCCGGCUCCCCUCUGGCAGUGAUCACAUCAUGCUCAAGGCCCUCGAAUGGAAUGCUGAGUAUGAAGUCUAUGUGGUGGCCGAGAACCAGCAAGGAAAAUCCAAGGCGGCUCACUUUGUGUUCAGGACCUCGGCACAGCCCACGGCCAUCCCAGCCAACGGCAGCCCCACCUCGGGCCUGAGCACCGGAGCCAUCGUGGGCAUCCUCAUCGUCAUCUUUGUCCUGCUCCUGGUCGUGGUGGACAUUACCUGCUACUUCCUGAACAAGUGUGGCCUGCUCAUGUGCAUUGCCGUCAACCUGUGCGGAAAGGCCGGACCUGGGGCCAAGGGCAAGGACAUGGAGGAGGGCAAGGCCGCCUUCUCGAAAGAUGAAUCCAAGGAACCCAUCGUGGAAGUUCGAACAGAAGAGGAGCGGACCCCAAACCACGACGGGGGGAAACACACAGAGCCCAAUGAGACCACGCCACUGACAGAGCCUGAGAAGGGCCCAGUAGAAGCAAAGUCGGAAAGCCAGGAGUCAGAAGCAAAGCCAGCGCCAGCCGAAGCCAAGACGGUCCCCAAUGACACCACACAAACAAAGGAAAAUGAAAGCAAAGCGUGAUCGGUGCCAGGAAAAGUGACACAGCGGCUUCACCAGAGCAUUUCCCAAUGUCACACACACACUCACACACACACAUGCGUGUGCACAUGCGCACACACACA
Molecule: messenger RNA, 2659 nt
Organism: Dipodomys ordii (Ord's kangaroo rat)
Lineage: Eukaryota; Metazoa; Chordata; Mammalia; Rodentia; Heteromyidae
Gene: Ncam1
Product: neural cell adhesion molecule 1
Exons: 20
Coding region: 303-2558 (751 amino acids)
Biological process (GO): cell adhesion
Cellular component (GO): membrane
Molecular function (GO): protein binding
Source: RefSeq, a predicted model, not a curated record